Messenger RNA from Phodopus roborovskii (desert hamster), 660 nucleotides. Its product is annotated as patatin-like phospholipase domain-containing protein 4. Lineage: Eukaryota; Metazoa; Chordata; Mammalia; Rodentia; Cricetidae. The coding region runs from base 1 to 660 and encodes 219 amino acids. The record is from RefSeq and is a predicted model, not a curated record. Gene Ontology annotation, cellular component: membrane; lipid droplet; cytoplasm. Gene Ontology annotation, molecular function: triacylglycerol lipase activity. Gene Ontology annotation, biological process: triglyceride catabolic process; lipid homeostasis. The transcript has 5 exons.
AUGACGCCAUUGCUUCAGACUUGGAGGGAGAAGGCCCUGCCCUGUGCCAUCACACACAGAGUGACCGCCUGGCCCAGCCCUGCAGUGCAUGCAGGGAGUAAUAGUCCCUGGCAGUGGUCUUGGGAACAGAUGCUUCAUACAGAGAAGCCGCCAUCUAGGGACGGCCUGGACCAGAUCCUCCCAGCCCAUGCUCACGUCCUGGUGCAGGGCCGACUCUAUGUGUCCUUGACUGCAGUGAAUACAUUCCAGAACUGCCUGGUGUCCCAGUUCCUGACCCGUGAAGACCUCAUACAAGUCCUUCUCGCCAGCUGCUUCAUCCCCAUCUACUCAAGGCUGAAGCAUGUGGAGUUCCAGGGUCAGAUGGGCGGGGCAGCCUGGGCAGAUGGUGCCCUCUUGCACAGCCUCCCCCUGCCCCCUGGUGGUCGCACCCUCACCAUAUCCCCAUUCUGUGGACGCCAUGGCAUCUCGCCCCGAGACCCUGGCCAAGGUCUUGGCUCUUGCGUACACGUGACUGGACAGGACGUGGAGAUCUCCACGGCCAAUGUUGCCCACCUGGCCCAAGCGCUCUUCCAGCUGGACAGUGGAAGCCUGGAGUCGCUGUACCAUGAUGGCUUCUGCGACGCCAUGAGCUUCCUGCGCCAUGAGGACCGCUUCUGGUGA